AUCAAAUAUGUUCGAUGCGAACUAGCCGGUUCAUGUGUGAUAGCCAGGCCAGGGACUUUGCCACAGCAGCUACGGAGCCCCAUAUCAACGUCGCACACGCACGCACUGCACAACAUGUGCGCGCGUGUGUGUGUGCGUGCUAAAAGGAAGGCUAUCAUCGGUAAGGGUAGGGCGGGCGGGCUUGGACAGAUGGGUGGGGUGGACAGGCCUUCGAGUGCGACUGGCAUGUUGGUUUGCGGUCGUCGGAUGUGCCGUGCUUAGUCUACGUGCUGCCCUACACUGUGAUUGCUGCAUAUAUACGCGCGAGCGCAAUCCCCCACGUAACAAGGCCUGCUCUGCUGGCGUGUUGUUUUGUUGUUGUGUCUGUUUAUACUCGUGCUCGAAGGACGAGAAAAGGGAUAUACUGCAACUAUCAACUGCUAGCAGCCACAAGCAACCACACCGGCGUUCACCGGUCCUCCGGUAUCUUGGAUUCUCGCGUCAGAACACGGUUCGUUUGGGGAAGUCCCGGUCCUGGAUGUGUGCCAAAACUAACGCAGGAAACCGACGAGAGUCUGACUGACUGGUGCAUCGAAUGUAGAAGGAACCGCAUAACUGAGCAGGCGCAGCAGUGUUUUUGUAAGGCACGACUCAUACGGAGAGCGAGUGAGCGAGAGAGGCAACAUACAGUGACCGUACUGGAGAACCGCUUACGCAAAAACUGCCCCAAACCCAACAAGCGAGAAAGAGAGAAAGAGUGCGUGUGUGUGCGUGUGUGUGAAAGAGAUACCGGAUCUUCAACGUACUAACGAUGUUACAGGCAACGGAUGACUGCACCAACAACGGUGGCCGUACCGACGUCCAACAGCUGUCACUGGUCGUCCGGGAGCAGGCAGUGGUCGAAGGAGCCACCGAGAUACUGAAGGUUAUCAGGCCGGACUGGUGUAGCGACAACGUGCGAUUUAAGCUCUUCACCGAUGGUAUCACGAACAAGCUGGUCGGAUGUUUUAAGCAACCAGCUGGAACCGAUGAUAGCGACCGUACGCACGAGCCGGACGAUGUUGUGCUGAUCCGGGUGUACGGUAACAAGACGGACCUACUGAUCGACCGACGUAAGGAGACGGAAAACAUCAAGCUAUUGCAUCGUUACGGUUACGCACCUGCCCUAUACGCCACCUUUGCCAACGGUCUCGCGUACGAAUACGUGCCGGGUGUGACGCUAACACCCGACACCUGUCAGGAUGACGGCGUAUGGCCGCUGGUUGCCCGCCGGAUGGCCCAAAUGCACAAAGUACAGGUGGAUGACCCGUCCGCCAACAGCGAACCUGCGCUCCCGGCAAAGCUAGACCAAUUUCUGCGGCUCGUUCCUAACCGCUUCAGUGACCCACUCAAAGACGAACGCGUGUGGAAAGUGUUUCCCAGCGUUGCCGAGCUGCGGGACGAGUUUGAUGCGCUGUACGCGAGGUUACUCGAAACGAGCAGCCCGGUUGUCUUCUGCCAUAACGAUCUACUGCUCGGGAACGUGAUCUACGACGAGGCACGAUCACGCGUCACCUUCAUCGACUACGAGUACGCCGGUCCGAACCAUCAAGCGUUCGACAUUGGCAACCACUUCACUGAGUUUGCCGGCAUCGAUGAAAUUGACUACGGACGCUACCCAACGCCUGACUUUCAGCUACGGUGGGUACGGGUGUACCUGGAGGAGUAUCAGGGCGAAUCGGUGCCGGUAACGGACGCCGCCGUCCAGCGGCUGUACGUGCAGGCAAACCAGUACGCGCUGGCCUCACACUUCCUGUGGGCGAUAUGGGCCCUCAUACAGGCGGAACACUCAACCAUCGAUUUCGAUUUCGUGCAAUUCGGAGCUGCGCGGUUCCUCGAAUACCGUCGACGGAAGGAAGAAUUUCUCGCGCUCCGCUUUACCAACUAACACGGAUGCACUGUGGAUGGUAGUAGUGGACUUCCUACACUCCCAGAACGCACGGAACAUAACAUCCGGGACAGAGCAGGCUCUGUCUCGAUAUAUCUAUGUUCCUGCUUACUCUCGCCAACAUUUGCCACAACCAUGCUCAAUCGUUUUUUAUUUACCAAUCAGUACCCUCAAACCAACCUACCUUCUGCAAACAACUCCCUCCUUUUCGUCAUUGCAAAUGACGUACCGCUUUUACCAUCCUUACUUUAGUCCUUUCGGAAGUGUUUGGGAAGUGUUAUGCUCGAAUCGGAGAUCAGAGCAAAAAAUCAGAUACUCGGAAACGAUGCUAGCGGCAGUGCAGGCAAGGGUAGGCUAUGGAAAAAAAAUUAGCUAAUCGGUGCUAGUACCAGUACAAAAAGCAAGUGAAGUUAGAAAAAAAAGGCAAAAGACUCAUCAAUUUCCAAAGCAACUGCACCGCCUACGUGCACGAUCUUAUAUAUUUACUGGCUGUUUCAUUCCAAGCAUGUGGGUGCACUAGUGGAAAUAAUUGGACAGAUAUCAGGGGGCCAAACCAGGAUAAAAAAAAGAAAGAAACCAAACACACACACACACAAGCAAACCUACGCGGGAUAGG
Anopheles stephensi (Asian malaria mosquito) is the source of this 2522-nucleotide messenger RNA. It is a transcript of the gene eas, whose product is annotated as ethanolamine kinase. Gene Ontology annotation, biological process: phosphatidylethanolamine biosynthetic process. Gene Ontology annotation, cellular component: cytoplasm. Bases 791 to 1906 code for a protein of 371 amino acids. The transcript has 5 exons. Gene Ontology annotation, molecular function: ethanolamine kinase activity. The record is from RefSeq and is a predicted model, not a curated record. Lineage: Eukaryota; Metazoa; Arthropoda; Insecta; Diptera; Culicidae.